Molecule: messenger RNA, 2327 nt
Organism: Salvelinus fontinalis (brook trout)
Lineage: Eukaryota; Metazoa; Chordata; Actinopteri; Salmoniformes; Salmonidae
Product: folylpolyglutamate synthase, mitochondrial-like
Exons: 16
Coding region: 189-1931 (580 amino acids)
Biological process (GO): tetrahydrofolylpolyglutamate biosynthetic process
Cellular component (GO): cytosol; mitochondrion; cytoplasm
Molecular function (GO): ATP binding; tetrahydrofolylpolyglutamate synthase activity
Source: RefSeq, a predicted model, not a curated record
CAUGCUGAAAAAGUCGAGAACCUGGCCACUCCAGUUUGGUAUUGAUGUCUCGGGCCCAAGUGGCAUGCCAGUUACACUCACGAUGUUGCAGGGACUAUAGCAGUUGUCUACUUCAUGGCUUCAAGUUCAGGUUCUACUGGGAUUUGAUGUAGCAGAUAGCCUUAUCAUACAGCUGCUGACAUAACACCAUGGAAAUAUCUGUCGCCUUGAGGAGAACUAAAGGUUUUUAUGAAGCAGUGUGUGCUCUGAACACCUUGCAGACCAAUGUGAGUGUGUUGGAUCAGGUGCGGAGGGAGCGGAGGGAGCUACCUGAGCUGCAGCUCCAGGCCAUGUGGGGUUUCCUCCAUCGUACAGGCCUCACAGUAGACAAGCUGGACCACCUCAAUAUAAUCCAUGUGACAGGCACCAAGGGCAAGGGAUCAACAUGUGCCUUUACUGAGAGAAUCCUCAGGGACUAUGGCUUUCGGACUGGGUUUUACAGCUCACCACACCUGGUACAGGUCAGAGAGAGAAUACGCAUCAAUGGACAACCAAUUAGCAAAGAGCUCUUCACCAAAUACUUCUGGGAGGUGUUUGCUCAGUUAGAUGCUACAAAGCUGGUACAACACUUCUGGUACAACACUUCUGGUACAACACUUCUGGUACAACACUUCUGGUACAACACUUCUGGUACAACACUUCUGGACUCCCAUGGAGUUAGUAUGCCGGCCUAUUUCCGCUUCCUCACCAUCCUGGCGUUCCAUGUCUUCAUACAUGAGAGGUAUCUCUUCAUACAACAGGUUGAUUUAGCUGUUAUUGAGGUUGGGAUUGGAGGGGCCUAUGACUGUACGAACGUCAUCAGGAAGCCGUGGGUUUGUGGGAUAUCCUCCUUAGGAAUUGAUCACACAAGUAUACUAGGAAACACCAUAGAGGAGAUUGCCUGGCAGAAAGCAGGCAUAUUUAAGCCAGGGGUGCCAGUGUUCACUGUCAAGCAGCCAGAUAGGCCCAUGACUGUUCUACAGGACAGAGCCAAAGAGAUAGGGUGUCCUCUGUGGGUUUGUCCAGAUCUGGAGCAGUAUGAGUCUGGGGCUGGCCCUCUGAGUCUGGGCCUGGCUGGACAACAGCAGCGUUGCAACGCAUCACUCGCCCUGCAGCUCACCAAGACCUGGCUACAGCGCUACAGACAGUCUGAUGAUCAGCUUGCUGCCCCGGUAGUGGAGAACAGGCUGGUCUCCCAGGCAACAGCCUUUAAGCCCAGCCCCAUCAUGGUCAAAGGCCUGGAGGCGACAGAGUGGCCUGGAAGAACUCAGACUCUGAGGCAUGGUCCUGUCACCUACUACCUGGACGGAGCCCACACCACGGGCAGCAUGCAGGCCUGUGUACACUGGUUCAGCCAGGAGAUCCAGCAGGAAGAGAGUAGCAAAAAGGGCCCUGUGAUCAGAGUACUGCUGUUCAACACCACAGGAGAGAGGGACUCUGCUGCCAUGCUCAAACUCCUAGAGCCAUGCCAGUUUGAUUUUGCAGUGUUUUGUCCCAACAUUACUGAAACUAUUACAGAAAACAAUGCAGAUCAGCAGAAUUUCAAUGUGUCUGUGGAGAACAUGCUGACCCAUUGCCUUGACAACCAGAUCAGCUGGCAGAGCCUGAGUGGGACAGAGACUAAGCAGGGGUCUGAGUCUGAGCUGCUGAUAAAGGACAGGCUCCCCUUGCUGGCCAACAUCAGGACCCACACCCUGGUCUUCCCUUGCAUCCUCAGCGCCCUCCAGUGGAUCAGCCAGGGAAGGGACGCUGUACUGGCUACUGCAUGGAGCCCCUAUCUCCCAGUACAGCCCAGUGUCAAGGCAAAAGCAGAACCACUGAGAGAGGCAGCCCAGGUCUCUGUCCUGGUCACAGGUAGUCUACACCUAGUAGGAGGGGCGCUGAAAUACCUGGACCCCUCGCUAGCCUCCUAAUUAACUAUUGGCCCAACAAUUGGCCCAUCAGUCUGGCUUGGAUUUUUGUAGGACAUUGAGAAACGCUCAAUGUUUGACAGGUAUUAUAUUUUAGAUGUUUAUAGCUUAGGGUCUUCUUGAAUAGAUGUGUGCUCCUUGUCCAGUGCAGUGCACUCAAGUUGCUCUGUCCUCAGUGCAGGAUCCCUGGGCUUUCAUACUACGAAGUUGUGCUGUACUGUGUCAGCAAGUCAAGUUGAAUGAUUUUCUCAGGGGGAUUGAAUUACGAUUGUUUUGGAUUGUAUUUUCUCUUUGAAUUCUUGCUUUGACUAAUGUACAUAAUUAAAAUGAAAGCAUGUAUGAAUUUGUACAUAGUUUCUUAAAAUGUUUUGUUCCUUGUGAAUAAAGACUUUUACAGUA